UCCGUCGCAAAAUGUUCAUCGUGACCGAGUACUUUGUUGAUCAAGAAAAGUAUUCUUACUUAAUUAUAUUGCAUACGAACAUAGCAAUUUGCAUAGGAAUGUUUGCAAUGGUAGCAACGGGAACGCUACUUCUGGUGUUUCUUAAACAUGCCUGUGGAAUGUUUAGUAUCGCCAGUUAUCGCAUAGAACGAGCAAUUACAAACAAUAAGCGAGAAAAUGUUAAUCUAAAAGACCAGAAUGUGAUUUUUAAGAGGAUGAUCUAUGCGGUAGACAUUCAUCGUAAAGCUAUGAAAUACUCCAGUUUUCUAAUAUCCAGUUUUGAGAGGACUUUCUUUCUUCUCAUUGCGUUAGGCGUCGUUAGCUUGAGUCUUAAUCUUUUUCGAGUCGUUCAGCUUGCAUCAUCCGGAGGCAAUAAAGAGGAACUUUUAUUUCGUUUCAUAUAUGUAAUUCUCUUUCUUAUAUAUAUGUUUUUCUCCAACGAAAUCGGACAGGAAAUUACAGAUCACAAUGAUCAAGUAUAUUUAACUGCAUACAGAGUGAUGUGGUAUGCAGCGCCCUUACAUGUGCAGAAACUAAUAUUGUUUCUGAUACAAAGAGGUAACAAAACUUUCGGGUUGCAUGUGGGUGGAUUAUUUACCUCAUCUUUACAGUGUUUUGCAACGUUGGCGAGUACAUCGGUAUCUUAUUUUACCGUAAUGUAUUCGACGCAACAGUGACGUAAAUACAUCAUUUAAUAGUACAUCGGAAUAUAGUAAGUGAGUAUGACAAGUUCUACUCGUUAUAUUCUUAUUGGAAACUUUUAAUUCAUUCUGUAUAUUAUCCUUUUUAUAGCUCUUUUUAGUCGGUAGCAUAUAAUUUAUCAGGCAAUCAGGUUAUUAGAGGUUUAUACUUUACCACUUACUCCAUAGUUGAUACGUCGAACUUAAGAUAAAUGCGACUAAUGUUUUCGCCAACGACCAAACGUGUUGCACGAGUGCUAGCACUGGAAUGAAGUAUUCGAGUGAUGAAAAGAGCGAUUACGCUUGCGUGAACUUUGACAAGUCGUCUCACGAGUAUUAUUAAUAUUUUGUGAGAAAUUAACAUAUGUAUGUUACAUUUCUUGUGUUACAUUGAUAAUUAAUAUUUUUUCUGUUGCAAGGAGGUUAAAACUCUCAGCCUGUCUGUAAAUAGACUAUAUACAGCAUCCCUGUAUUUCACCUCGGCAAAAAAUAUCAUGCAUUAGAAUAUAUUCAACGUAGCAUAUUUCGAGCAGGCAACACGACAGAAGACAUCUUUCAUUGUAGUUAGCGUGUGCAUCGGUAUCAUACUUUACCAUUAUGUAUUCCACGCAGCAGUCUCGUAAACAUCCAUCAUUCAGUAGUAUAUUAGGAUACAGUAGAUGAACGUAAAAAAAUAUCUCAGUUCAUUCGCUUGGCAGUAACUGUUGAAUAAAUUUAUGCAAGUUACAUUUCAGUUUCGUUGCCAAAUCAGUGACGUUACCUACACAUUAACUAUCUACCUAUCAACUAUUUUUGUGUAUUUUUAGUAUUCAAUCUUGUAUAAAUAAUGUAACAAUUGCUCUAUUAUUUAUUGAUUUUGUUUAUUUCUCAAUUUCAGUUUAAUUAAGACGAAUAUUUACGAUCUUCGUAAAAUUAAUAAUUUUAGAUGCCGAGAAGAGACUACUUAAUGUUCGUGUAUUUAGAUGCAUUGUACAAUACAUUUAAGAAGUACAACCGACGUAACAUCUGAUGCGCUUCGAAUCAUUUUUAGGUAUUUAAAGACGUUGACCUUAAUGAGAUGAAGACAAACGUAGAGACGAUGGGGUUAUUGGAAAAUAAUUUUACUUGGAACAACGUGCGGCACCAAGUGAAAAGUGUAAUAAGUAAGCAACGUGCUUAGAUGAUUUGUCUUAAGGAAUGUGUAUAAUUGUCGUAGCUAUGUUUAUUGAUUGUCCGGUAUUUUAUGAAAUCUUUGGUUUCAUGCCGAUGCGGCGUCACAUUGCAUAAAUUUGCGUAUCUGCUCUCAUUAUGUUGCGCACGACGCAGAUCGUGAGAUAUGCUUCGAGAUGGCGCUGAUUCGAUUAUACUUUAUCGGCAAAUAAUUUUAUUCGGAGGAAUGGGAUAUAGGUGAGACACCGCGCGUGGCUAGUAAUUGGUGAGCAUUUAAUACAAUC
Molecule: messenger RNA, 2152 nt
Organism: Odontomachus brunneus
Lineage: Eukaryota; Metazoa; Arthropoda; Insecta; Hymenoptera; Formicidae
Exons: 6
Coding region: 12-716 (234 amino acids)
Biological process (GO): sensory perception of smell; detection of chemical stimulus involved in sensory perception of smell
Cellular component (GO): plasma membrane
Molecular function (GO): olfactory receptor activity; odorant binding
Source: RefSeq, a predicted model, not a curated record